Acanthoscelides obtectus is the source of this 717-nucleotide messenger RNA. NCBI's taxonomy places the organism in Eukaryota, Metazoa, Arthropoda, Insecta, Coleoptera, Chrysomelidae. The record is from the annotation of a GenBank genome assembly.
UAUAAAUGUCAUUCGCCGUUUCCCGCGCUAAAUCUUUACUUGUGGCGUAUGUAGAAGCAGCUGAGAUUGAUUUUUGAUUUAUAAUUCCUUUUGCAAAAAAGUAAUAUGUCUGGACGCGGCAAAGGAGGUAAAGGAAAGGCGAAGGCAAAGUCCCGUUCCAAUAGGGCGGGACUGCAAUUCCCGGUAGGCAGAAUCCAUCGCUUGCUGAGGAAAGGAAAUUAUGCUGAACGCGUGGGUGCUGGGGCCCCAGUCUAUCUAGCAGCCGUUAUGGAGUAUCUCGCCGCAGAAGUGCUCGAGUUGGCUGGAAAUGCAGCCAGGGACAACAAAAAGACCAGGAUUAUUCCCAGGCAUUUACAACUCGCUAUCAGGAAUGAUGAAGAGCUAAACAAACUUCUCUCAGGAGUGACAAUUGCCCAAGGUGGUGUAUUGCCUAACAUUCAGGCUGUGUUGCUACCGAAGAAGACUGGAACCUCUGCUGCUCGGGACAAAACAGGAAAAUCACAGUCCCAAGAUUAUUAAACAUUACUGGAGCAGUCUUUAGCCUAUCUCAAUAGUUUUUGAUAAGUUUUUUAAUAUCAGUUAUGAGUAGUCCUAAGGAACUUCUGUCUAAAAAGAUGAUCACAGCAUUAUUUGUUGAGUGUAGUCUUGUUUUGUCACUGUCCUGUAUGAGUAAGAUUAUCUGUAUUACUUUGAAUAAAUUGUUUGGUUGUACAAAAA